AUAACUGAAAUAAAAUAGAAAAAAAUAAAAACAAUACUCACUGCCCCAUGACUAAUUAGUUAGCCCACAAUUGACGCUCUUUAGUGCUGCUUCAAAGAGGUGUUCAAAUGUUGAAUCCGCUUGAUUAUAGUCACGGACCGCCAAGCGAACGAACAUGCAAUACCUAAGUUGUUCAAUUUUGCAAAUAUUUUUUUUCCUAGCAGAAUUGAAAUGGACUUACGCUGGCUAUUUGACUGAUAAUUUCCCACAAAGUGUCAUAGAAGAUGGCCAAUUGACUACAUUACAACUUUUGGCGAAAUACAAACAUCCAGGGGAAUCGCAUGACGUGACCACAGAGGAUAAAUAUAUCUUGACCAUGCAUCGCAUCCCCAGACCGAAAGCUAAACCUGUUCUAUUAGUUCAUGGUUUACAGGAUAGUUCAGCCACUUGGAUUUUGAUGGGUCCAGAAAGUGGUUUGGGUUAUUAUCUCUAUGCCAAUGGCUAUGAUGUUUGGAUGGGCAAUGUUAGAGGAAAUCGCUAUUCCCGCAAUCAUGUCAAGUACAAUGCCAGUGCGGACAAAGCCUAUUGGACCUUCUCUUGGCAUGAGAUUGGAUAUUACGAUAUACCGGCCAUGAUUGAUACGGUUUUGGGGAAAACAGGUUACCAGAAAUUGAGUUACUUUGGCCACUCCCAGGGAACAACUACGUUUUUUGUGAUGGCCUCCACUCGUCCGGAAUAUAAUGCCAAAGUCCAUUCGAUGAGUGCCCUGGCACCUGUUGCUUUCAUGGGCCACGUGAAGGCUCCUUUGUUGCCGCUGGCUCGCAUGGGAAUUGUCAUGUUUGGUGACUUUUUGAAUAACCUAAUGUCCCAUGGCACGAUUGCCACAAUGACUUGCACCAUCACACCGAAGAUGUUUAAGACUUGUUUGAACUACUUCUAUGAUAUUGUGGGUAAAAAUACCGAAGAAUUCAAUACGACCAUGUUUCCCGUCGUGCUGGGUCAUCUACCAGCUGGAUGCAAUAUCAAACAACUGGAGCAUUAUAUUCAACUUAAGAGCUCUCAACGCUUUUGCCAAUUUGACUACGAAGCCAAGGAGAAUCAACGGAUCUAUGGCCGACCAACAGCUCCAGAUUAUCCUUUGGAAAAAGUCACAGCUCCCAUUGCCCUAUAUUAUGCCCAAAAUGAUUAUCUAAGUUCUGUUGAGGAUGUUCAGAAACUGAUCAAAAUCUUGCCCAACGUGGUUGAGAAUAAUAUGUAUCCACAAAAGAAAUGGAACCACAUGGAUAUGGUGUGGGGUUUAAGUUCCAGGCGUUUAGCUCAACCCAAAAUGUUGAAGGUGAUGCAAUUAUGGGAGAACGGUGGACCAGGUAAAAAUAAUGAAGACGUUGAGGAGGAGGUGGACGCCAAAGAGGAAGAUCCGGAGCACGAAGAAGUACCUGAAACAACUGAGAUUUCUGUUUUUAAAAGUGCAUCGGCGGUGUGUGUGAUUACUUUUUUGUCCAUUAUAAAUCAUGUCGUAGACAAACUGUCUGUGAAAAGUGGCCAUUUCAAUACAAAAUUAAGGCAAUGUUAUUGAGAAGUAAUCGGACAUAACUGACAAAUCCAGUCCCGGCUCGCUCCAUACCUUUUGUCGAUAACUAAAUAAAAUCGAUUCAGAAAUAACCUGGCUAAAAUAUUCAUGUGUCCUAGCACUCAGACAUGAGACAACAGUUAAAUCGGAUCACCAUUGGUUGAAAAACAAGUUCGUUAUCGUUUCAAAAAAUUCCUAUAAUAUUUAGGUAGGAAAAGAGCAGAAUACUUCCUUUAAGCCUUAUCAUUACAUUUUCAUUAGCAUUGCAAUAAAUUAUAUUUUUCACUGCUGUUA
Messenger RNA from Drosophila willistoni, 1843 nucleotides. RefSeq names its product lipase 1. Bases 155 to 1555 code for a protein of 466 amino acids. The transcript has 5 exons. Lineage: Eukaryota; Metazoa; Arthropoda; Insecta; Diptera; Drosophilidae. The record is from RefSeq and is a predicted model, not a curated record.